Messenger RNA from Clonostachys solani, 972 nucleotides. NCBI's taxonomy places the organism in Eukaryota, Fungi, Ascomycota, Sordariomycetes, Hypocreales, Bionectriaceae. The record is from the annotation of a GenBank genome assembly.
AUGUUCCGUGAACUGAAACCUCCAGUCGAGUUCUCGAUCAGCCGAACAAGACCUGGUCAAUGGAUCCUUGGCUCCAAGAUGAUAUGCGAAAGAGUCCAAAACCCAGAGUCCAAGCCCGUCGAUGCCCUUGUCAGCUGGGAAGCUGAGAAAAGCACUUUCUAUCUCCGCAGACGAACUCCGGAGGAUCCAAAAAAAAGAGCGGACGCCGAGACUGAUAGAGUCAGUGUCUCUGGGGUUUCGGCCGCCGUCUGGUGCAUUGGACAACGCUUGUUCAAGGCACAUGCUUGGCAUGGGAGCAUGGAGCUCGAGUCCUCCAACCUUCGCUUUGUCAAGAAAAAGGCGCCCAGUGUGCCUGUCCCGGAUGUUAUAUAUGAAUGGACGGACCCUGACACCGACAGGAACUUCCUUGUCACAACACGAAUCAAAGGAAGGACCUUGGAAGAAGCAUGGCCGUAUCUAACAUUCGAUCAGCGUACGCAAGCUGCCGAGGAGGUUGCCCAGCAUAUUGCCAAUCUGGCCAAGAAUACAUCCUCCAGCUUUAAAACAAUCUGGGGCUGCGGAGUUCUUGAACCGGGUCUCCUAUACAAGCCCCGAGAAGACUAUCCACUUUGGCGGCCAAGACUGCUUGGCCCAUUCCAGGAGGAGGAGGACAUGCGAGGUUAUAUGCUGAGGAUCUCGAACGAAGAGCCCCCGGACAUCGACGAGGAGUUCCUCUUCUACCAUGCCGAGCUUGGACCAAAGAAUAUCAUCGUCAAGGACGAUGGUCAUGUUUCCGGCAUAAUGAACUGGGAGUCCGCAGCGUACUACCCAAGUUUCUGGGUAGCAACCAAGCCGUUGCUGAAAUCUUUCGAGCUAGAAUGUGAUAAGGAAAGCCCAAAGAGCUGGGCGCAUCUCCUGAGGGGCAGACUCGAGCUGCAUUCCUUUACGCAACAGGACCGUGUAUUUGAUCGCUGGGUCAAAGGUAUGCUUUGA